Ostertagia ostertagi is the source of this 864-nucleotide messenger RNA. The record is from the annotation of a GenBank genome assembly. Lineage: Eukaryota; Metazoa; Nematoda; Chromadorea; Rhabditida; Trichostrongylidae.
AUGAAGGUCUUUUGUCACGGUACACAGUGGAUCGCAAAAUGUGUCGACGUUACCACUAACGGAUGGCAAGCAAACAGCACUAAUCCAUCAUCUCAUCUCUUGCGGCAAGUACGUGAAAUGGAUGCGAGCAGCGAAUGUCGCAUUGGUGGUCGUAAUACCGUUGGUGUUCCUCGUCGUGCUGAACUCGAUGCUAAUGUACUACGUGAAGAAAAGGUACAACUAUCAUUCUUCCUUCACGCAUCACUGACCAAACUUACACGGCGUAUGCAACGAGAAGGACAAGCAAAACUGCCCUUUGUCGGCACACUUUUUCGACGGCACAGCGAUCAGCUGAUUCAACAAAAAAUGGAGCAUCGAGUGGCAGUUACUGUUUGUGCUGUUGUCACAUCUUUUACGAUUACUCAGGUAAUCUUCUUCUUGAUGCUGCUGGUAAAUUUUAUAGGACUUAACUUGUUCAAGGCGCGACGAGAUUGCACAACCUAUUGUGCGUUGGAGAAAGGCAAAAACGAAGUUUGUGUCUCCAGAAAACGUGACGCUUUUGCGGUCAAACAGAGCGCUCUUAUGGCUCCAUCAGCUGUGGUGCUUUUUUGGCGAUCGAUGUGGAUUGAUCAACAUUUCGAAGGCAAUUGGUAUAACUUAGAAGUAAUUACCAGUUUUCUGGUUAUAAUUGGCAAAUGCUUGAAUUUUGUGGUGUUCUGCCUGAGUUCGGACAAUUUUCGCCAGAAGCUGCUUGUUAUUCUUCGAAGCAGGUGCAGAGGCAUUAACGAAGAAAAGCGAUGUCAUUCGGUGAUUACCACGUAUACACGAUGUGAUAGCCGAGAUUCACGGAUAUUAUCGGCGAAAAAAUCCUUCCAAAGUAUAUAA